Messenger RNA from Theobroma umbraticum, 1346 nucleotides. It is a transcript of the gene PYL7, whose product is annotated as PYR1-like 7. Gene Ontology annotation, cellular component: cytoplasm; nucleus. The record is from RefSeq and is a predicted model, not a curated record. NCBI's taxonomy places the organism in Eukaryota, Viridiplantae, Streptophyta, Magnoliopsida, Malvales, Malvaceae. Gene Ontology annotation, biological process: abscisic acid-activated signaling pathway. Gene Ontology annotation, molecular function: abscisic acid binding; protein phosphatase inhibitor activity; signaling receptor activity.
AGACUGCCAAGCCAAGUUAAAGACCAAAGCCCCUCUUAAAGCUAAAAACCUAAACUAAAAGCUAAAGCUAAGAGGGGAAGGCCCCUUUGUACUUGCACAGCGAAUCUCCUGCAAAACCAAAAGAAAAUAGAAACAAAAAGGCUUAUAGCUUAUCGUCUCUAGAACUCUCCUGUAUUUUUUCCAGCUACUUAUUCCUUGAGACAAAGACAGAGAAGUAAGGUGGUUUUUUUAUAGUUCAUUGAGCAGAUUCAGAUAUAUCAGUCAGGAAAAGGGAAAGGAAAAAAAAAAUGAACGGUGGUGAUGGGUACAGUACGAUGGAGGCGCAGUACGUACGGAGACACCACAGGCACGAGAUCAGAGACGACCAGUGCACCUCUGCUCUUGUGAAACACAUCAAAGCUCCUGUUCAUCUCGUAUGGUCAUUGGUAAGGCGAUUUGAUCAGCCGCAGAAAUACAAGCCGUUCGUAAGCAGGUGCAUCAUGAAAGGGGACCUCGGAAUUGGUAGUGUUAGAGAAGUUAACGUCAAAUCCGGCCUUCCCGCCACCACCAGCACCGAACGAUUAGAACUUCUUGAUGAUGAAGAACACAUUCUCGGCAUGAAAAUCGUCGGCGGCGAUCACCGCCUCAGGAACUAUUCUUCCAUCAUAACGGUCCAUCCUGAAGUUAUUGAAGGAAGGCCAGGGACAAUGGUGAUCGAAUCAUUCGUUGUGGAUGUGCCUGAAGGGAACACCAACGAUGAAACAUGUUACUUCGUGGAGGCUUUAAUCCGAUGUAAUCUGAAAUCCUUAGCCGAUGUUUCAGUGAGGAUGGCUGUGCUGGACCAGACAGAGCCUGUCAACCCAUAUUAAUCGAGAAAGGUGGAAUUUUGAUAGCCAAAAAAAACUAGCUUUUGUAGACAGCGGUGGGGGACAGGAGCUGUGGAUUUCAUGAUCUGGACAAGUUUUGGAUACAUUGCUCGAUGUGAUUUUAACUUUGUUAUGGGAGAGGGAGACCCUUAGCACUCUUUUUUCUGCUUUCUUAGCUUCUUUUUUUUUUUGUUUAAUGACUCAGUAGUUAUCUUUUGAGGUUUCAAAUUCAUUACAAGGCACCAAAAUUUCUGUUCUAUAAUGGGGUUCCCGACAAGUCGAAGAUGGGGUUCUUUCCACCGUUUGUUUCUCUUCUUCUGGGUUUUGUACAAUGGUGGUAAUUACGUACGUUACUAUGGUCUUAUUUGUAAAUAUUUAUGUAAGAUAAGAAAAGAUGGAAGCUUUUAUUUACAUAUUGUAGCCACAGAUGUAGGUGCACGAUGGAUUUGUGGAACCAUUUUAAGUAACACUUAUGCUCUUUUCUUUUCUUUUCUUUAUGUA